Colletotrichum truncatum is the source of this 1317-nucleotide messenger RNA. RefSeq names its product nitrilase. Gene Ontology annotation, molecular function: catalytic activity. Lineage: Eukaryota; Fungi; Ascomycota; Sordariomycetes; Glomerellales; Glomerellaceae. The record is from RefSeq and is a predicted model, not a curated record.
AUGCCGCCAAUCCGUCUUGCAACAGCCUCCCCAUCUACCUCCCCCACAACCUCCCAAACUCUUUCUCAAAUAUCCAGCCUAGCCCGCCGCGCCUCUUCCCAUGGUGCCGACCUACUGCUCCUCCCCGAGGCUUUCAUCGGAGGCUACCCCCGAGGCGCCUCCUUCGGCUCCAAGAUCGGUUCCCGAGCUCCUGAGGGCCGUGACGAGUUCCUGGAAUACUUCAACAAGGCCAUCGACUUGGGCGACACCGUCGGCGAUGCUGGUGCCGGUGGUGGUGACCGCUGGGUGAAGAGGGACCUGCCGGCGCAGUUUGCCGCCGAAGAGGGAAAGCCUUACACCCGCGGCGACGGGUCGAGAGAAGAGCUUGAGAAGAUUGCCUCCGAGACGGGAAUGUUCAUCGUCGUCGGCUGCAUUGAGCGUGCUGGUGGGAGCUUGUACUGUUCGGUGGUGUAUGUGUGCCCAAAGUUGGGCAUGAUUGGGAAGCGACGCAAGGUGAUGCCUACUGCAACCGAACGCCUGAUCUGGGCCCAGGGUUCUCCUGCCACCCUCCGCGCCGUCUCGACCGUUAUUAAGGGCGUGCGUAUCAACCUCGCCGCUGCAAUCUGCUGGGAGAACUACAUGCCCCUCCUGCGCCAAGCCCUUUAUGCGCAGAACAUCAACCUGUACCUCGCCCCCACGGCCGACGGCAGAGACACAUGGCUGCCCCUAAUGCGCACUGCCGCCUGUGAAGGACGCUGCUUCGUCGUAUCGUCCAACAUGGCCGUGCGUCCGCCAGGCGCCGCCUCCAAUGGUCAAGAGAAUGGCGAGGAGAGGGACGCGGAUGUGUACUCACCCCGCGCGAGACGGAACUCGUGCCUGACGGAGGAAGGUUUCGAGAUUGCGUUGCCUGAAGGCGGCAAGGAUGGCAACAGCAGCAACAACAACAAUGCCUCUGGCGAGACUACAAACCCCAGCCCUCGCCGUCGGAGAAAGUCCGUCAUCAUCGAGGACGGAAACGAGAUCGUGCUCUGCUGCGACGACGACGAGCCCGCCAACGGCGCCAGGACAAACGGUGCUGCCAAGACGACGGCAGCCAAGACCAACGGUCUCAAGUCGGCCGACUGGAUCUCCCGCGGCGGAUCUUGCAUCGUCGGCCCCUUUGGCGACGUCCUUGCCGGCCCGCAGUGGGAGGACGACGAGAGCCUUAUCUACUCCGACGUCGACUUCCAGGACUGCAUCCGCGGCCGUCUGGAUAUCGACACUGCCGGUAGCUACUCGCGUAACGACUCGUUCAAGUUCUCCGUCGAGGGCCUGGACCUGGACCCCUUGCCGUAUUGA